Messenger RNA from Spinacia oleracea (spinach), 351 nucleotides. RefSeq lists its product as uncharacterized. The record is from RefSeq and is a predicted model, not a curated record. Bases 1 to 351 code for a protein of 116 amino acids. NCBI's taxonomy places the organism in Eukaryota, Viridiplantae, Streptophyta, Magnoliopsida, Caryophyllales, Amaranthaceae. The transcript has 2 exons.
AUGUCUGAUUGGUAUAUUCGGAUAUUACUAUCACUCCUGACGCAAGACAGCAGCAUACAGCAGCAGCUUACAGCAACAACAGCAGCAGCAAGACAGCAGCAUACAGCAGCAGCUUACAGCAACAACAGCAGCAGCUUACAGCAGCUUACAGCAACAGUAGCAGCAGCAACAACUUACAGCAGUUACAGCAACAGCAAUAGCAACAACGACAGCAACAGAAACAACAGUUACAGCAACAGCAACAACACUUACAGCAACAGCAACAGCAGCAGCACUUACAGCAAUAGCAACAGCAACAGCACUUACAGCAACAGCAGUUUACAGCGUAACAACAAAAGCAAAUCAACGUAA